AUGUUGCAGAGGAACAACCAAGACAACCCGACAACAUACAGAGCCAUCAUUCCCCAGGUGGAUGAGGAGGAGGGGGUGGAGUCUGUUCACCUCCCCUGCAGAGCCACAGGUCACCUGUCUGAAGACGUGACAGUUGAAUGGACCCGUGUUGACAUCUGGAUCACAAAGGUCCACGUGUUUCACAGCGGUUCUGACCAGCUUGAGGAACAGAAUCAAAAGUACAGAUGCAGAACAGAGAUGAAGAAAGACCUGCUGGAAACUGGAGACCUCAGUCUGACCCUGAAAAGUCCGACAGACAGAGACAACAAUUGCUACACCUGCACCGUCUACAGUGGGGAGGGGAACAUCCUGAUGCAGCAGCAGGUGAAGAUCCGGGUCAAAGUCUGUCAGUUGGAGGCGGAGGAGGGGGAGAGGUUUGUCCUGCUGCCCUUCAGAACAACACCUGACCUGCCUGAAGAUGCUCAAGUUAAUUGGUGGAGAUACGAUCCUGAACCCCCGAUGACGGUUCUGAAAUGCCAGAACGGCUGUGAGCAGAAGGACCAGCAGGACCAGUUUUACAGAGGCCGGACAGAGAUUCCCAAUGACCACCUGAAGGCUGGAGACAUCAGUCUGACGCUGAAAUACCCCACAGACAGAGACACGGGCAGAUACAUCUGCAGCGUCACCAGCACGACUGUCUCCAGAAAGAAGACGGUGCUGCUCAAAGUUAUCAACCGACAGAUGGAGGUGGAGGAGGGGGCGGAGUCUGUCCAGCUGCCCUUCAUAACAACAGCCGGUCUCCCCAAAGACACCAGAGUGGAGUGGAUCCGCUAUGAACCUCGACACAUGAAGGUCCACGUGUACCAGAAUGGCUCUGAGCAUCCCGAAGACCAGAACCCGAUUUUCACAGACCGAACAGAGAUGAAUGAAGACCCGCUAGAAUCUGGGGACCUGACUCUGACUCUGAAACAGCCCACAGUCGGAGACUCAGGGACAUACAGAUGUGAAGUUUGCAGCCGAGAGGAAAAGUGCCGCAGAGAGACGACAGUGGUUGUCAGAGUCAGACAGAGAAUUCGGGACCAACCAGACGACCUGGGAAUGGAAGGACUUCCCCUGAUCCAAGUCAGAUGAUGGUGUUCUCGCUGGUUUUAGACUGUAGCGGAUGAGCUGUGAAGACUCCAGCUAAGAGGAAGGGUCAGCAGUCUAGGCAGAAACGUCAAGACCCUCCUCACUCCAUCCACCUCCUCCAGACCUUCCAGAAGCAUAUUGAGAGAUGGAACCUCUUGCAUGUCCAGGAUCUGCCUUAGGGACUCUGGUUAGACAUCCCUGACACUCCUCUUCAUGGGGGUGUCCAGAUGAACCUGUGGAGGAGCAGCGACCGACUCGGGUCUCUCUUGGAUGACUCUCUCCACCCUCAUCUGAUGGAAAAUGCAUGAUUGUUGUAUUUACAUGACUCUAUAUUUAUAGGAAGUAUAUCCAAACAUCCUGUAAGUUUCUCAUCGUCAUCUUGAUCACAUUUGAUAACAAACACAUUAUAGAAGAAGAGAGAGGGCUCUCGUGCUGGUCAGGAGGUGGACGACCAGUGUGAUAACAAUAAAAACUUGCAUAUAGCACCUUUCAAGGAAACCCAAGGUCACGUUACAAUGGUUGUGUAUUAUUCAUUCACUCCUCAUUCAUACUUGGUAUGAUGAACUUCAUGUGUAGCCACAGCUGCAUGAGGCAGCCAACGGCCUGUCCGACCACUGCUGCAACAUUCACACACCAGCGAUGCCUCACUGGAGGCAAGGAGGGGGAUGGGUCUUGCCCAAGGACCCAACAACAGAUGACUCAGUGGGAGCGAGUUUCGAACCAGCAAUCCUUUGGUCAUUGGACGACCGCUCUACCACCUGAGCCACUGCCGCCUCAAGGGGCAAGAGGUGAUGUCACCUCAAACAGGUGAUUUGGUCCAAAAGCAGCUGAAUCUCUGAGGAUCAACAGUGGACCAAAGAUCUUAACUUUGACAGCAAACCUGUGAAAUAAUCAUUGAAAUGUGUGAAAGAACUUUCCUCAGAUAAAAAUGUCAACAGUAAAGAAUAAUGUUGAAUCCAUUUAAUUCUAAAGUGAAA
This is a messenger RNA of Cololabis saira (Pacific saury), 2084 nucleotides long. RefSeq lists its product as uncharacterized. Bases 1 to 1110 code for a protein of 369 amino acids. The transcript has 6 exons. Lineage: Eukaryota; Metazoa; Chordata; Actinopteri; Beloniformes; Belonidae. The record is from RefSeq and is a predicted model, not a curated record.